AUGCACACCAUCGCAGUCUCUGACCUUACAUACCGCCAUCGCUCAGACCCAGAUGCACCUCCUGCCCUAUCCAACAUCUCUCUUCAUCUCCCCCCUGGCUCGCGCACAAUUCUAGUAGGCGCAAAUGGAGCGGGCAAAUCUACGCUCCUCCAGAUCUUGGCAGGCAAACGUCUCGUCAAUGCUGCCGAUAUCCGAAUCAAGGGCAGAGAUGUCUUCAGAGAUUCUCCCGAAGGCGUCACCUUUCUGGGCACAGAAUGGGCCAUGAAUCCCGUAGUUAGAAGCGAUAUCGUAGUUUCUUAUUUUCUAGAUUCCGUCGGGGGUUAUAGACAUAAAGAGCGUAGAGACCAUCUCCUUGAUAUUCUAGACGUCGACUUGGAUUGGCAUAUGCAUGCCAUUUCCGACGGUGAAAGGCGGCGAGUACAGCUUUGCAUGGGUCUCAUGGCGCCCUGGGACGUGCUUUUAUUAGACGAGGUCACCGUAGAUUUAGACGUACUAGUCCGAGAUGACUUAUUGAAGUUCCUUCAACAUGACAGUGAGACUCGUGGGGCGACAAUCUUAUAUGCAACUCAUAUCUUUGACGGCAUAAACUCUUUCCCAACUCACGUUGCCCACAUGCGAGGCGGUUCUUUUGUCACAGAAGCCACUCCACUAUCCUCUCUCCGACUCAACGAUCCAUCCAACCCGCUCUCUCUUUAUCAUGUUGCAUUGCAAUGGCUCACUGAAGAUAGAGAACAUCGCCGUGCCUUGGAGGCUCAAGGUCGCAAGACCAGAGGAGCAAGGAGGAACCAGACCGUACCAUCCGAUUCGGAAACCUUCUACAAGAAAUACGAUUAUAAUCCAUAA
Molecule: messenger RNA, 843 nt
Organism: Serpula lacrymans var. lacrymans S7.9
Lineage: Eukaryota; Fungi; Basidiomycota; Agaricomycetes; Boletales; Serpulaceae
Exons: 7
Coding region: 1-843 (280 amino acids)
Molecular function (GO): ATP binding; ATP hydrolysis activity
Source: RefSeq, a predicted model, not a curated record